Molecule: messenger RNA, 1569 nt
Organism: Cladophialophora carrionii CBS 160.54
Lineage: Eukaryota; Fungi; Ascomycota; Eurotiomycetes; Chaetothyriales; Herpotrichiellaceae
Exons: 1
Coding region: 1-1569 (522 amino acids)
Source: RefSeq, a predicted model, not a curated record
AUGAUUCGCUUGCCUGCUACCAGCAUUUCCCUCUCGGAGCGAGACAUCGAUUUCCACCUUCGACAGGCGGAACUCUACCAUGGCCUUCGGAAACAGGGUUUCAAAAAGGACGACGUUGUCCGCUACCUGAGAGACUAUCGCGACGGCGCAGCAGAAGCAGCCAGCCACGACAAGCACGGCUUCGAUCUGUCCACCCCCAGCACUGUUGAACUGUCCAGCAGUCGUCCUCGCCUGGCGUCCACCUCGAACGGCGAUCUGCCACUACCGUUCAAGCGAGGAUCGGGCCACCCUUCUUCGACCGCGCCAACGAGUACCUCAUCCAUCCCCUUUCCAGACUUCGCUUCCGAUCCCAGUAAACCCAAAUCCGAAGACGGGCAGCUUAUCUACCACAAGAUCCAAGAUGUUAAUGAUGGUCGGAAAGUCUCGCCAGCCUCGAUGCCGUCGUCUAUUAACACCAAUCAGCAUGCUCCUCGAAAAAGCUCUCUGCUCCGUUUCGCCCAAGCUGCGUCUCCAGAACGGCUCUCUGCUGAUACCGAGGACGGAACAAUCGGGGCCCCUGUAGUGAAUACCCCCAAAGCCAAGAAGUACCGACGUCGGAGUACCACCUAUCCGUACCAAUCCUCUGAACGGGAAUCUGCAGGCGAGACAUACGUAGAUGGCCAGGUCUUGGACCGCAUGAACCGAAUGUCCUUGGGGGAAGACGAUCUCCAUGAUGAGCUGGAGAGCUCAUCUUUCGCACUGCCACCAGCAUACUCCGAUAGCGUCCGGACUUCUUCAGCCUCUGAUCUCGAGUUCGCCAGCCCAAUGAGUGGAGAUGGAUCUGGAGACUCGCCAAGUCUCUCGUUCGCCCGCGCGCCCAUGACCCAUCGACGAAACAGCAGCCAGCUAGAACGUGGAAACUCGAUUGCAGAUGUACCCAGCUCUCCUCCUCUUCCGAUAGCCCCAGCCAGGGAAUUCACCAGUCGAGCCCGUGCGUCUCCUGACUCCUCUCAAGUGCCGACCACACCAACUCCCAUUCGCAAGGCUAGCAGUGUCCCACGCACCGAACCAAGACCUUACAGACCGCAGCUUGAUGGGCACUCUUUCUCGGUGUAUAACGACUCGCUUCCUGCGUCUUCUCAGCCUGAAACACCAGCCGACCUGUCGAGACAACCAUUGAUCACUGAGCAUGAGGCCGCUUAUACCGCACCCCCUGCGAUGGUUCGUUCAGGCCAUCACGGUCAACGCACUUGGGAGUUAGAUCAGGGUGAACAGAGCCCGACCGCAAGAGCUAUGACGUUGCGUGGCAGGAGAAAUCGAGAGUUGACGCGGAGUGUCAGGGCUGAAGGAGUGAGGUUGAACAGACUCAUGAUGAGGGGGGAGGCUAUGUUCACACAGCGAGGAUUGCGAGCUGCCGCUGCGGCAAACGGAGAUGCUGUGGUAGCGGCGUUGCCACAGAUUCCCGACGACGUCUGGAGGGAUAAUCUGGAUGCGGACCGUGUUGGGGAGGAGAAUUUCGAGACGGAGCUUGAUGUUGGCGGAAGACGAGUGAUGAGGGCUGUCAGUGGCAAUGCCAGAUUCGACGCUUAA